Messenger RNA from Astyanax mexicanus (Mexican tetra), 6988 nucleotides. RefSeq names its product filaggrin. The transcript has 5 exons. NCBI's taxonomy places the organism in Eukaryota, Metazoa, Chordata, Actinopteri, Characiformes, Acestrorhamphidae. Bases 785 to 3337 code for a protein of 850 amino acids. The record is from RefSeq and is a predicted model, not a curated record.
GAGAGAGACUCACACAUCAAUUAAUUCUCACUUUUAACUCUUGGCCGCCAGUCGUCGACCAACCAGCACCGUUUAUGCAAAUAAAGGGGGCGGGACUUAUGCUCCAGCAGGGCUACUACACUAUUCAGGCAGGGGGGCGUCUAGAGGAGGUGUGGCUAAUUUGUGCAGUUGGCAAGAAUGUGGAGAGGGGGCGGGGCUAACAUGAGAUUGACAGAAAGAGAGCGAGAAAGAUAGAGAGAGAGAGAGAUUUAGAAAGUGAAGGAAAAGGCAGGAGAAUCUCCAUCUCUCUCUCUCCCUCAUUUUUUUCACUCUCUCUCCCCCUUUUCUCUAUCUCUUCUUUUCUCUCUCUAUUACUCUCUCUCUCUCAUUUUUUCCUUUACUCUCUCUUUUCCCCUUUCCUCUCUCUAUCAUUCUCUUUCUCUCUCUCCCUCUCUCUCCUCUCUUGCUCUUUCUCUCCCCCACUCUCUCUCCCCCUUUUUUCUAUCUCCCCUAUCUCUCUCUCUCUCCUUUCUUGCUAUUUUUCUCCAUCACAUUCUCUCUCUCUCUGUUCCUCACUCACUCACUCUCUCCCCCUUUUCUCUACCUCCCCUUCUCUCUCUCUCUCUCUAUCCCCUCUCCGUGGGUGUGUAAGCAUGCAUGUGUGUGUGAUGUGAGUGUGUGUGUGUGUGUGUGUGUGCGCGCGCGCGCUCUGCUCUUCCUCCCUCUCGCGCUCCUCAUCCUCUCCGUCUCUCCGCUGCUGUGGUGCUGAGGCUGACACACACUCUGCUCCUCGGUUGCCGUGGCGAUGGGCUGUCGGCUGUCGGGGCCGUGGCCGAGGGACGGAAUGGGGGUGAAUACCCGGGACCUGAGCCACAUAAGGAAGAGAGAGGCUUUACGAAUUCUGGCCAGCUAUGAGCAGCCAAUCACGCUACAAAUAGAGGGACGAAGGGGGCGGAGCCUGCAGUUCCACCGAACUUCGGACUGCAGUACACAGACAGAGCGAAACUGGGACCCCAUACACACUCUCGCCAUAACACACGGCCCGUACUCCGACAGGCCGUACUACAAUCACAUGACUCUGCCUGGUGACCAUGGAGACGGAAGCAGAUAUGAGUACCUACCCAACGCCCCGCGGGACCUCGAGGACCGGCACGCUAUUCCAUGCCACGACCCUGAGAUGUCUGCUGGGGGUCCCCAGGGACAGAACUGUCUGCUCGGCUGCUGCAACAGUAACCUGGAGGAGCCCAGUAGCUUCCAGAGUCAGACAGAGGACGAGGACUACAUGCUGGAAAAGACGAUGGGUUAUCUUCCCCUACAUCACGAGCUGGACAGUGGACUAGGCUGGACUGAUGGCAGCUUCCACCAGGGGGAGCUCUCUGGUGUGGAGACAGAGGAGGGGCUUGAGGAGUGCCACCCCCACCGAGCAGGAGGAGGAGGAGGAGGAGGUUCACCUUCAUCAGAGUCGUUUAUUUCCUCGGAGCUGAGCGACUCGGGUUUCUACAGCGUGAGCACCGGCGAGUUCCUGCGGUUCCAGCGGUUGCUGGAGAAGCGGAUGCGUCUUUACAACGCACGCAUGCACCACCAGGGGGAGCUCAGGGACAACCAGAAGGGUCACCGUGAACUUGAGGCCAUUCCAGAGGCUCUAACGGUCCAGCCGCAGAACGUCUGCGUCCCUGGAGGGAUCGGUGGGCAUCCGAGAGGCUUGUUCAGGGUGUCUUCUGUGCAGUUUAAGAAGGCAGAGCGUCCCUCUUUAAACAGGCACAGCUCCAGCAGCGGUGCCCUGUUUCCUCCCCAUGCCGGCCUCUCCACCUGCAGUACACCCUCCAGCCAGAGGAGGCUCCCAUCGCACCACAGCGCCUCUACAGGGAUGCUGAGGAGAAGCAGAACACUGCAUCAUCGCCAACCACAGAUGGAGCACCGCCGGAGAGCGAGUCACCCGGCGUCGCCAAACUACUGCAUGACCCUGCAAAACUAUGGGCACAGAAUUCAGCAAGAGCUGACCGAGGAAUCGGAAACAGAUAUGAUGCACCACGCUAAUCACCCAGCACACCACGCUAACCAAGCCGCACACCACACUAACCAAGCCGUUCACCAUGGUAACCACCCGGUACACCCUGCUGACUACACUGCACACCAUGCUAACCACCCAACUCACCAUGCCAACCAAGCCACUCACCAUGCUAACCAUCAAGCACACCCUGCCGACUACGCCACACACCACGCUAACCAAGCCAGUCACCAUUCUAACCAUCCUACACACCCUGCCGACUACGCCACACACCACCCUAAUCAAGGAACACACAUUGCUAACCAAGCCAAUCACCUUGCUAACCAUCUGGCACACCACGCUAACCACCCAGCACACCCUGCCGAUUACGCCACACACCAUGCUAACCAAGCCAGUCACCAUUCAAACCAUCCAGCACACCCUGCCGACUACGCCACACACCAUGCUAACCAAGGAACACACCAUGCUAACCAAGCCACACACCAUCCUAACCAUCUGACGCACCCUGCCGACUACACCACACACCACGUUAACCAUGCCACCGCCCACCGCCCGCACCACACACACCCAGCUCACGCCACACUCGCAGCCCAUGCCACCCUCCCUACACAGCACGCCCAACACGCCCACCGCCCACGCCCAAAACACGCCAUCAGCCAGCCCAGCCUAACUAGCUCCUUUGAAGACCCCCACUGUGAUCUGCCCCAUCUGCCCCAAGAGCCCCGUCGCCAUGACGGCGGGGGCAGAUCGCCCAAUGGUCUCCGGGAGGACCGCAGCUUUGCGAGUGAGCCCCGCGCUGGCCGCCAAAGAGAGGGUCGCUUCCACACCCUGAGUCACACGCCAUCGCAGGAGGUCAACGAUACGUGGCCCAAACCGGCCAGCCGGCAGAGCACGGCGGGUCUCUACAGUACGCUAGAGGGUCACGUGAAUGCCACGUCCCCCACAUCAGCACCGAAACCACCCGUUGGGGGUUCAAACCCACGCGCGGUCCGGAACCAGCUCCUCCGGGACCGGGCGCUAAGACUGGCAGACGAGCGCAGCGGCAUGAGCACGGACGAGGAAAGCCACUGCGAGAUCCGAACCGGCCGCUACUGGAGCCGAACGGAACGCCGGGAACACAUGAUGCAGAAAAAAGCGAGGAGCAGCGGCGGGAGCAUGGCCGGCAUGACACCGGGGGGCGCCAACGCGGUGCUGGAGCUGAGUCAGAAGAAGCUGAGCCGCCUCCGAAACAGGAAGCUGCUGGACGACUGGACCACGGUGGAGGAGCUACUGACCCACGGCAACCGUCUCGGUGCCGGGGACGACGCACUGCAGAUACCGAGCUCACUGCUCACCGUCACCACUGUAUAGCGACACACGGCGUGAGUGCGGCGUAAUGCAUGUGUGUUUCUGACCAGCGUGUGCGUGUGUGUGUGUGUGUGUGUGUGUGUGUGUGAGAUAUACUGCCUUCACCACAUGAGGCUACCUCCUGUUCUCGAUGUUUACUGUAGAUAGGUGUUUGUUGUGUUUUUUUUCCGGAGGCUUUUAUUAUGGAUAUGGUUCAGAUUGAGCACUGGCGACACCUAGCGACUCUUUUGGUUUUAUUUAGAACGUAAAAAAUACAAAACGCUGCAAUUUCGACCAAUUCGACCACUUCGAGCAAUACUGCACUGCGGAAUCGCUGGACCUUGAAGUCACUUUGGUUCUAUGGCGAACACUUGUGGGCACCUCUUUCGUUUAAGCGUAAAGAUCAUCAGUUUUGCGAUCAGAUUAGCCGGUGCUAACGUGCUAACAUGCUAACAGUAAUGUGAUUUACGUUAGACAACGUUUUUGUUCAGAAAAAUAUUAGGCAAAUUAAAUGUUACACUUUUGUUCGGAAAGCCAACAAAUGUGCACAAAUGAUGUCAGAUAAUCUGAUUGUCUUCCAUUUGAUACGGGAACUUAAAAAAAUGAAAAAGUAAAGUGGGUGUGGCAUUUCCAUACUGAGACUCCGCCCAUCGCAAGAGAGAUGAUCAUAGCCAUGCGUUCUCACUGGCAGCAUCAGACUAACAUUCAUUUUCGACAAACGGCAAGAGACAGAACAUAAAGCGACAAUGCAAAUUAACAUGACAUGACACAGUGAGGUGACACUCUACAAUGAUUGGCUGAACAAAUUCUUCGGACCAAUCGGCAUUUAAGGCAUCUAAAGCUCUGUUAACUUUUGAUUUCUGUCGUACUUUGCUAAUAUUUUCAGUGGAGAGGAUCUAAACACUGCAGAGAGAACUGCUUUUUCAGCCUUUUCUGUUUUAUAUGUUGCAUUUUUGCACAAAUAAUGCAUCAUCAGAGCAAUCUCGAGAAAAAUAGCAUUUGGAAGAAAGUAGUAAGAGUAUCAGACAGCUCAAAAGCUAUCUUGCUAACAUGCUAACCGCCAGCACUGAUGUACGUCGUCUGCCAGUGUGAACGUAGGGUAAGGCCAUAAACGUAUUUCUCCUAAUGCAGUGUAUUCUAACGCAGACGCUUCGAAAUGACAAUUUUUCACAAUACAACCCAAACCCACCACAAGGGGGCACUAUAGUGUCAACCAAGUCCAUGGCCAAUCUGCCUUGUGAACCGCUAGUUGCCAAACUGUUUCGCUCCUCUGUUCUGAUCAUAUUUAUAUGAUACCUAUGACACAUCGUCGUCUUCUCAUUCCAGUAGAAUCAGUAACACAUUACUCUCACUCCUCUACUGUCCUCAUGUUUACAGAUUCUCCGAUAUGUCCUCUAGCGCCCCCUUGUGUCCUGAGUGUAUUUGAACCGCCAUAGUAAUGCGAGAAAAUAAGAAUAAGAACCGUCUGUUUGCUGUGCAUCAGCGAAGCGUCGUUUCUGUGAAGUACGUUUCAGGCCUAAUUCUUCUGACUCAUGAAAAAAACUAAUUUCUCUGGGAAAUAAACAAACAAACGAACAAACAAAUACAAAAACCAACAUCCAAACGCACACAUUUACAUCAAAACACACACACCUACACUAGUAAACGAGGCAAACGGAGACGGACUAUCGGGACUAAGAGCAGGAGCGCUGGUUUUGUUUUAGAAUAUUAACCGUUAGUUGUGUAGAAUACAUUUACAACUAUUUUUCUUGUGCUCACGAUCAGUGUCAUGAAAAUAAAUGAUUUUUUUUUAAUAUUAUUUGUAAAAAAAAACAAUAAAAAAAAAUCUUGACUCAACUGUAUUAAUGCAGAGCGGAACUCUCGGCGAGUGCGCUCGAUACCACCUCAGUGUUGUUUUCGUUGUUCACAUGUGGAAUUUAUUCAGUUUUGCGAGAAAAAAAAAGAAAUAAAAUUUUGUGCAAAUUCUCAUUAGUUUAUUAUCAAUUCUUCUUAUUUUACUGAGGAACACGACGGGAUUUAGGGUUAUAGUUAGGGGUGUGUGCAGGCUGACUCGUGAGUGUGUGUGUGUGUGUGAUUGUAUAUAAGCUGAAUUAUCUUUCCAGUUCAGUAAUUAUACAUUUAUUUGAUAAAUAUCAGAUGAUCCACAUUUAAUAAAUAUGUUUUCCCACCAGGUGGUGUUUCAUAAAGCAGGAUUUUGCACUUCAGUUCAGCCUAAUAUUUUACUGUUUGUGUUAAUAUUAUUAUUUUAACUUAUUAACUUUGCAACAAUAAAGACAUUUUUUUCUGAUCUGAUAAACUGAACCAAUAAAUCAAUAAAUCAAACUUAUAUUUAUUAUUUUGAUUAGUUAUGUCAGUUCAUUUUUUAGGUUUUCAUAGCUAUACAUAUAGCUAACAGAUGCACAGCUGAUCACAGCUGAUCACUGAUUCUAUUUUCCAAAUUAUUAAAAUUAAAUAUGUUUUAACAAAGAUCAACAGCCUCCUGUAUAUUUAUAUUAUUGUCUGCUAAAUGACUUUAAAUAAAAUGACAAUUAGAGAAAACAACUUAUUGUUGUUUUCCAGUAGACAGCCUUUCAAUUUUUAAGGCAGUCUUUAAUCCCAUCGCUCUCUAUAACUAAUUAGUGCCAGUUCCACCAGUAUGAAACUUCUGUUUCAUGUGUAUUAAAUUCCAGCUUUCAAGAAAAUACGACAUCUUUUAGUCCAGAAUGCCCUUUUGUUUUCGGGGGCUGUAUUUUGUGGUGUGCUCUGCUAAACCCGAAUCAUCAUGCAUUUCAGGAAAAACACAUGAAAAUAUGAAACAAAAAUUUGUAAUACUUCUCGUCAAGCUAAACAAGCUGUGUUUGUGCAUUUGCACAUCUGUGUCAGCACUCCCAGACAGCAUAAAGACGUUGAAUCAGACGUUCCAUCGGUAAAGCAUUGGAACAACAUUAAUCUCCAACAUCAGAAUUGAUUUAUUUGUGCACAUCAGUUUUACAUUGGAUCAAAAUUAUGGUUUUAAAUAUACCGUUUUUAAAAAAAUAAGAGAACAAUUAAAAAUUAUGAGUGUCUUUGAUUUUACCAAAUUAUAAAACCUCUGGAAUAUAAUCAAGAGGAAGAUGGAUGAUCACAAACCAUCAAACCACCAAACUGAACUGCUUGAAUUUUUACACCAGGAGUAAAGCAGCAUAAAGUUAUCCAAAAGCAGUGUGUAAGACUGGUGGAGGAGAACAUGAUGCCAAGAUGCAUGAAAUUUAAACUGUGAUUAAAAACCAACCAGGGUUAUUCAAUAUUAGAAUUUCAACAUUAAUCAAUGAUGCCUUUUAUAGGCAGAAUUAAAUGUUUAACAUUGUUCUAAGGUUGUUUUUUCCAUCAACAACCUUAAAAGAUGUAACCCAGCUAAUGCAACCAAAAAAUAACGUUAAUUCAACGAAUUCAAACAUUUGGUCAUAUAAUAGACAUGAUAUAAUUGAUUAUAGGAUUAUAUUUGAGUUGUAGAGUCGUGUGUGUUUAGGCUGAACUGAUCGGGCUGGUGAGAGAUCCUGUGUGAAGCGCAGUUCUUUCAGAUUUUAAUUUCUUUCUUUUUUUGAUAAAGAUCAGCUGUUUAUUUCUCUCCUGCACCUGCCUGGAUCUGUCUGUGGUGCACGAGCCACUGGAGGCACACGAGCAAAAUACCAAUAAAAAUAUAAAAGAAAAUAAGAA